Messenger RNA from Lepisosteus oculatus (spotted gar), 2108 nucleotides. It is a transcript of the gene slc35b3, whose product is annotated as solute carrier family 35 member B3. Gene Ontology annotation, biological process: transmembrane transport. Lineage: Eukaryota; Metazoa; Chordata; Actinopteri; Semionotiformes; Lepisosteidae. Gene Ontology annotation, cellular component: Golgi membrane; endoplasmic reticulum membrane. Gene Ontology annotation, molecular function: 3'-phosphoadenosine 5'-phosphosulfate transmembrane transporter activity. The record is from RefSeq and is a predicted model, not a curated record.
GUUGGCUGCUGCCGGGAGACACGCAGUAGCACCAGGAAGAGAGAAGCACUGCGCUCGAGUGAGGAGUACAAAUUGUCUUUGUGGAAGAAAAGUUGCAGAGUCUUCGCUGAAUUUCCAUUUAAAAUGGAUUGGUCGUGUUUCAAACGAGAGCGUGAGGCGGCUGUUGUUAGAGUGUCAUUUAAUAGUAACUGAAUAAUUUGAAGGAAUAGUGUAUGUGUCCUAAUCCCGGAAGUGUCUGUUCUUUUCCAUACUGUCAGUAGAAACAGUCGCUUAAGUUUAUUUGCACACAUUUGUACAUUGUAAAAGGCAUAAAGGUUUUAAAAAAAUCAGAAAACCCAAAAUAAAGUGUCCAUUCUAUUAUGGACCGUAAAUGAUAAGGUUAGGAGCCUUUCCUUUUACGAAGAACAUGGCACGAUUAAGGGCUGUGCAAUUAUGGUUGAAUGUUUGUUUUUAGUGCGGUUUGCAAAUGUGGACGGUUUAAAUAUAUGUGUCAAGGACGCCAGGCAUUUCAGAUGCAACUCCCAGAUCUGUUGACGUAAAGUGCACAGCUUCCAUGCAUACGGUUGGUAUUGGGCCGUUCAAAGCUCGACGCGAACAAUGAGUGCCAAGUUUGGACUGAUAGACAUGAAAUACAACAACUCCAGGAAACACAUCUCCAUCUCUAUACCCUCCUCCACGACUGAAGCCAUGUCUCCUCACAUCAAGUCUGUGGAGGAGCUGCGAGUGCUGGGGAUCAAUCUCACCAGCUUCAGUCAGCCAGCCCAGUUUUUCAUCUGUGUCGCAGGAGUUUUUGUGUUUUAUUUGGUCUACGGUUACCUGCAGGAGCUUAUAUUUUCAGUGGAAGGUUUUAAACCCUUUGGGUGGUAUCUCACAUUAGUGCAAUUUGGAUUUUAUUCCACGUUUGGAUUAGUGGAAUUGCAGCUCACCCAGGAUAAAAGGAGAAGAAUACCUGGGAAAACGUAUAUGAUGAUAGCGUUUUUAACAGUUGGGACAAUGGGCUUGUCAAACACAUCACUAGGAUAUUUAAAUUAUCCAAUGCAAGUCAUCUUUAAGUGCUGUAAGCUCAUACCGGUUAUGAUUGGGGGUGUCUUUAUACAAGGAAAGCGUUACAACGUCAUGGAUGUGUCAGCUGCUGUUUGUAUGAGUUUGGGUCUCAUUUGGUUUACCUUGGCAGACAGUAAAAUAGCUCCAAACUUUAAUGUGACAGGGGUGCUGCUGAUCUCUCUGGCCCUCUGUGCCGAUGCUGCAAUAGGGAAUGUGCAGGAAAAGGCCAUGAAGCUGCACAAUGGUUCAAAUUCAGAGAUGGUCUUGUAUUCCUAUUCAAUAGGUUUUGUGUAUAUAUUAAUUGGCCUGUUCUUCAUGGGCGGACUAAGUCCUGCAGUGUCCUUUUGCUCUCAGCAUCCUGUGAAGACCUAUGGGUAUGCAUUCUUCUUCUCUCUCACUGGAUAUUUUGGCAUUUCAUUUGUGCUUGCAUUGAUCAAGCUCUUCGGUGCUCUUGUUGCAGUUACUGUGACCACAGGGAGAAAAGCAAUGACGAUCGUGCUUUCGUUUCUUUUCUUCUCCAAGCCUUUCACUUUUCAGUACGUGUGGGGUGGCCUUCUGGUCGUGCUUGGGAUUUUCCUGAAUGUUUAUAGCAAAAAUAGGGACAAAAUGAAAUUGCCGUCUCUGGCGGACGUGAGGAACAGGAUCUUAUCGGUAAAAAAGACAAGAUCGUUGUCUCAGACUGUGUGAACAGCACCUCAUCAUCGUGUCUCAUUCCUGGCUUAACGAAGAUGUCGGAGACCGGAAGCUCGGGGCUGAGGGUACAGUGCCCACAGAGAUCCUUCUUGAUAAUUGCUGGUUGGUGGCAGGAACUCCUGCAAGAGUUUUUGAAAGCAAAGGGAAUGGCUCACCUGGCCAGAGGACACAAUCCUGCUCUGGGAUUAAAUAUAAUGGCUAAUUUAAUUUUAAAUCAAGUUGGAAUCGGGGAACCUAAAAAAUGGCAUUCUUAAUGACUGUGUCCACAUUGAAUGUGUACCAAAACAUAUUCUAAACAACUUAUUUUCUACUGUAAAUGACAGAGGUGUCAAGAGAUAUGUAUGCAUCCCAUUACAUUUAUAUAUAUGUUG